CUUUAACAGCCUUCUCGCCGUGUUUGUUAUUUUCCCACCCUCUUUCCCGAAAAAAAUUAAUCUCAAAAUUUUCUCGGGAAAGCGAGGGUUUAUUACAAACACAGCUAUAUAGUGGAGCAGUAAUCAUGAGCUUUCGAGAUCUGGAAGCCAGACGGCCAUUGGUGUCGAGGCAAAACCUGAUCAACGGCAAGCAAGACGCCACGCAAGCAGUGGCCUCUGGCAUUUUCCAGAUCAACACAGCAGUCUCCACCUUUCAGCGGCUCGUCAACGCUCUCGGUACUCCUAAGGAUACGCCUGAGCUCCGAGAAAAGCUGCAUAAAACAAGGCUACAUAUUGGGCAAUUAGUGAAGGACACUUCGGCUAAACUUAAACAAGCUAGUGAAACAGAUCACAGUGCCGGAAUUAGUGCCAGCAAGAAGGUAGCAGAUGCUAAACUUGCAAAAGAUUUUCAAGCAGUUUUGAAAGAGUUUCAGAAGGCUCAACGACUUGCAGCUGAAAGGGAAACAUCAUACGCUCCAUCUGUUCCCAAGGCAGUUCUUCCUUCAAGUUACUCGGCUGAUGAGGUAGAUGUAGGUUCAGAUGGAGGGGCUGUACAGCAAGCCUUUCUUCUGGAAUCAAGAAGACAGAAGGUUUUGCUGUUGGAUAAUGAGAUCACAUUUAAUGAGGCUGUCAUUGAAGAAAGAGAACAAGGAAUUCAAGAAAUUCAGCAGCAAAUUGGUGAGGUGAAUGAGAUCUUCAAAGAUCUCGCAGUGCUAGUACAUGAGCAAGGAACUAUGAUUGAUGACAUUGGGACUCAUAUCGAGAAUUCACGGGCUGCCACUGUACAGGCUAAAUCCCAACUUGCGAAAGCUGCAAAGACUCAGAGAUCAAAUUCUUCCCUGACCUGCUUGCUUAUGGUGAUAUUUGGAAUCGUGAUUCUGAUUGUGGUCAUACUACUAGUAGUCUAAUCGGAAGCUAAAGAUCAUCUCAGCAACGAGACGGUGAUCUCUUCGCCUAUGUAUUUGAUUAUGUUGUUCUAUGAGAAAUGAUGGCCAACAGGAGUUCACUCCUAGUCUUAGUAUACUAUAUUGCGGGUAGCUGUAUCAUCCAUUAUCAUCAUGUGUUUGUUCUUUGGGAUGGCAGUGUGUCUCUUUUCUGAAAGUUGGUGUUUGGGUUUGUAGACUUUUUGUGUAUUUUACCCUUUUGUUUUACACUUCUUCUGAUAUUUACCGUGGUAAGAGUUUUAA
Gossypium raimondii (Peruvian cotton) is the source of this 1226-nucleotide messenger RNA. Its product is annotated as syntaxin-22. Gene Ontology annotation, biological process: vesicle fusion; vesicle-mediated transport; intracellular protein transport. Gene Ontology annotation, molecular function: SNARE binding; SNAP receptor activity. The coding region runs from base 126 to 947 and encodes 273 amino acids. Gene Ontology annotation, cellular component: membrane; endomembrane system; SNARE complex. NCBI's taxonomy places the organism in Eukaryota, Viridiplantae, Streptophyta, Magnoliopsida, Malvales, Malvaceae. The record is from RefSeq and is a predicted model, not a curated record. The transcript is spliced from 7 exons.